AUGCGCGGACCGGGCAUGGGCGGGUUCCGCGACCCCGCUCCGCGCGCCAUGGGUGCGCCAGGAGGGGGCAUGAGCGGAGCGUCGAGGGACGAGGACCUCCAGGGGGCGCCACUGCGGGACGGCGGGGGGGUCCGCGGCGGAGGGAGCUACCGGGAGCCGGGCGCCGCGGGGUUGGGCAUGGGCAUGAGAGACUCGGCGCCGCCAGGGUACCGCGAGAUGGGCGGCGCAGGUGCGCUCCGCGACAGGGAGAUGGAUGGCGCCACGAUGACCGCCAGCGGCAGCGGCGGAAGCCUGAACCGAUUGGCAGGCAACGGUAGUGGGGGAAACCUGAUUCGUUUAUCGAACGACUCUGUAGCGGGGAUGAUGACGUCAACAUCGUCCCCGCCUCGGUACCGCCCCAAUGCAGCAGCCGGCGGGCCGCCGUUCUUCGGGUCGCCGCCACUGGGGGACCCGAUGGCCUUGGGGGGGGGCAUGGGGGGACCAAUGGGGGGUACCAUGGGGGGGCCGAUGGCGGCGCGGUCGAAGCGGCGCGGCGGCAGCGCGCGGUACUACCACGUGGCGGCGGCGCUGCGGCAGAACCUGCCGUACCUGGUGAUCGCGGCGCUGCUGCUAGUCAUCGUGCUCAUGCGCGCCCCCGCCCCCGCCCCCCCGCCUGGUGGCCUCGCCACCGCCGCCGCUGCAGCAGGCGGGGCGGAGCGCGCAGCGGCAGCAACAGGGGGGGCGGCGGGGGGGAUGCAGGCGGGGAACGGCGCGGGGAUGGGAGGGGGAGCCGCCGGGGCGGCGGGGGCAGGCGGGGACGGAAGAGGAGGGGCAGGGGGAGGUGGGGCGAAAGCGGGGGAGGCGGCGGGCAGGCAGAUCCUGCAAGGAGCGGGGCGGGCGACGGGAGCAGUGGCGGUGCCUGGCACAGCGGCGGCAGGGAAGGGCGCGAGUGGAGCAGCAGGGGGGGCGGUGGGCGGGCUGCUGUCCAUGGGGCUGAGCCGGUUUGGGCUGGGCGGCGGGCAGAAGAAGAACCUGAUCAGCAUCCUCAAGGCGAACCCCGACGCCGUGGAGGCGCGCGAGGCCACGCGCAACUACCGCUUCCGCGAGCACGCGCCCGUGUACGGGCUGGUGCACUUCGCCAGCUACCGCAUGAACGCCGUGAAGUUCGCCAUCGUGGGGCUGGCUGGGCGCGCCCUGCGCGACUCGCGCAAGCUGGGCAAGUGCGUGUGGAAGGAGAAGAACGGCGGGCACCGCGUCACCGGCACUCUCACAGGUGAGGCACUCUCACAGGUGAGGCAUUCUCACAGGCACUUUGUGCAUGUCUAUGUUGAUCGCGUGACGCAUGAUUCAUGUUGGGCAACUACCGUGCUGCCUCCUGCCUUUGUUGCACCCGUCCCACCACACACGCCCUGCAUGCCGUCCCACCAUACCACACACGCCCUGCAUGCUGUCCCCCUGCGUGCAGCGUUCUACCCGGGCGAGCACCACAACCUGCGGUACGAGGCGGUGGUGCUGGUGUGCGAGCUGGACGAGUCCACGGAGGCGGACUACGGCGGGCUGCUGCUCGCCACCGUCGACAGGGAGGACGUCGUGGCGUACAUGGAGGAGCCCAAGCAGUUCCCCUCCGCCACGCCCAAGCCGCCCUUCAAGUACCAGCUCACGUACUGCUCGCCGCCCCUGGCGGGCAAGAUCAUCCCGCGGCGCAUGUACGAGUGGAUGGAGUUCCACCUGCACAGCGGCGUGGACCGCCUCGUGCUGUACGACGCGGGCGGCAUCGGGGCGGCGCUGAUGACGAUGCUGGAGAGCUACACGGAGCAGGGGCUGGUGGAGGUGGUGGACGUGCGGCAGAUCACGGCGUACGAGGCGUGGGAGCGCGGCCGCCUCAUGGUGCUCAACGACUGCGUGCAGCGCCACCGCUUCUCGUCCAAGUGGGUCUUCUUCGCCGAGAUGACCGAGUUCUUCUCCGCCGCCAAGGGCGAGACGCUGCUCGCCACCGUCAACGCCUACGACGGCCGCCCCUACGUCACGUUUGGCAGCCGGUGGUGGUCGUUUGAGAAGUGCACCUUCUCGUCACUCACCGAGCGCAUCGUGGUGCGCGGCGCCGCCAUGAUCGAGGGGCAGAACUCGGGCGACGAGGCGCGCGACGUGGGGGGGAUAGCGGAGGGCGGUGCGGGGGAGGGCGGUGUGCAGGUGACGGAGGGGGCGGAGAAGGCGGCGGUGGAGCAGCCGUGGGCGCUGGAGCGCAUGCUGUUCCGGUGGCCGCACAUCUACUGCACCAACAAGGAGGCGUACCCGCGCUGGGAGCUGUGCCUGGACUACCACGGGUUCCGGCGCGUGGCAGCAGACCCACGGCAGGUGGUGGCGGUGCAGAUCCACCGCGUGGAGGUGCCGCGCAUGGGCGGCAUCGACGUGGACACGGACGCGGCGCGCUUCAACCACUUCCAGGGGCUGGUGGACGACGAGCGCAAGUUCUGCAUCAAGAGCGUGCGCCCCGGCGAGCAGCUCGACUGGUGGGUGCGCGACCAGUCCCUCGCCCUGCUCGCCCAGGAGGCCAGGCAGUCGCCCCGCGCCAAGUUCAAGACACGCGGGGGGUGA
Messenger RNA from Closterium sp. NIES-65, 2574 nucleotides. NCBI's taxonomy places the organism in Eukaryota, Viridiplantae, Streptophyta, Zygnematophyceae, Desmidiales, Closteriaceae. The record is from the annotation of a GenBank genome assembly.